Messenger RNA from Ricinus communis (castor bean), 3789 nucleotides. Its product is annotated as scarecrow-like protein 28. Bases 1373 to 3361 code for a protein of 662 amino acids. The record is from RefSeq and is a predicted model, not a curated record. Gene Ontology annotation, biological process: regulation of DNA-templated transcription. Gene Ontology annotation, molecular function: sequence-specific DNA binding; DNA-binding transcription factor activity. Gene Ontology annotation, cellular component: nucleus. The transcript has 2 exons. Lineage: Eukaryota; Viridiplantae; Streptophyta; Magnoliopsida; Malpighiales; Euphorbiaceae.
UGCGCGUUAAAUUUACAUGCUUAACAUAACAAAUAGAAAUUAAGCACAAAAGAGCCUUAUUUCUCGAUUAUUAAAAUGUAGGCCACUUUCUGUCUAUUAGAAUCAUCCAAAAGAAAUCAUGAAUAAAUAUCUCGGAAAAUCCUAUUAAUUAAUAACAAAAACUUCAUAAAAGAGACGACGACGUAGGUUUAUUUUUGUCCUAUUUAACUAUAAAUUAUUCCCAACAAAAAUAAAAGAUUCGGGAAAAUAAUUUACUUGUAUUCCGGCUCUAAGAUUUGCAACCCAAUUUGUUUUAUAUAUUUAUACUAAUACUAAAAUAAUAUUAAAAAAAGAAAAAGAAAAAAAGAAACAACUGCCAACAACACAUAAAACAGACAUCGCCACUGCCAGUCAUAGUUGAACAACUUAGUCAAAGUCCAGCUUCUAUUAGUGCAUAAUUACUACAAUGGCGGCAAGUUAUGCGCCACGUGUCUUAAUUAACCAUAAUUAGACGGUAGGUUAGGAAGUUAACAAAUAAGUGAAAAGAAGACGAUGUUGUAUCGUUGUUAUAAAAAAGAAAAAUCAUAAUAAUAAUAAUAAUAACCAACGGUCAAGUGAACGGGCAUCAAGGAGACAGACACGUGCACCUCAUGUGACUCACGACAGUGCAGGAAAUAAAAGCCCAUACACAUGCACACUCGUCCGUACACCAACUCCCUCCCCCCAACGGUCAUAUUUCACCGACAUACUUCAACGGUCACUCAGACUUUCAUUCUCAUCCGUCUGAUCAAAAUCACACGGCCCACAUCCUUGCUUUCCCAACUCUUCUCGAACGCCCUUUUUCACAGUCAUCAUUUUUUUUUCUUUCCAAGUGUUGGGUAAAACCAAACAGGUCCACACAGAAUUUAGAAAAAGCAAUGAUCGAGACAGCAAUGGAAGUUAUACUAGGUGUAGUAGUAGUAGUAGUAUAGUAAUAGUAGUAGUAGAAGAGAGGGUUUAGUGAGAGGGAGAGUGAGAGAGAGAGGGGGAGAGAGUGAGCGAAGCAACGAAAACAAUAACCUUAAUUUGGUUUAUAAAAACACAAUCUUUUGGUGGUUUAUGGUUUUUUCGGGUAGUCAAAGAAUGAGGGUUGUUGUGUUUCUUGUUUAAUCAAGAUCACUUUUUUAUGCAUUUUUUGGCUUUCAGGUUUUGGUUUUGAUAUCAUGGAGUUGGUGCAAACUUCAAAAGCUGAUGUGGGUUACAAGAGUUUUGUUGAUUUCAGCUACCAAAUUAGGCAAUUCAAAAAUUCGUUAUAGAAAACAAAGAGAGAUAGGAGAAAAAAAAAUAGAAGAAGAAAAUAGGGUGGGUGAAUCAUACACAAAAUCAACAAAAGAGAAAUUGGAGUUUGUAGAGGAUGUUGGCUGGGUGUUCUAGUUCUUCAUUGCUGUCACCAAGGCAUAGAUUAAGGAGUGAGUCACCAGCACAGUUUCAAGCUUGCCAUUUCCAGUUACCUUCAAUGAGCACACAGAGAUUGGACUUACCAUGUACUUUUUCUCGUAAAGAAUCCUCACGAUCACAGCCUAUUAGGCCUGUUGGUGUUGGUCUUUCUGUCGAUAAAUCACUCGAGUCAAAGACCACUACUUGUUCUCUCAAGCAGAAUAUCAGGCUCCCACCAUUGGCAACGAGUACUCAAUCAGUGAAAGAUGAGUUUUGGGAGAAAGGUAAAAGCUUGAAGAGGUUUGCGGAGCAGGGCUCAGUUGAUGAGCCUUGCACUAACAGGGCUAAGAGAAAAAGGGGUAGCAGUGAUAGUUGUGAAGGUGGUGAUAGUUUGAGUUUAGGCCAGUUUGGGAGUGGUAAUUUUUGGUUUCAAUCAGGUUUUGAGGUACCUAGAGGCUUAAACCCUCCACAGGCUCCUUUCUCUCUGACAUGUUCAGGAGAUGAGGAGAGGGUUCGCUUUGUACCCAGUGAUGUGAUUUCUCCACCUCUUCCAUUGUCAAACAAUCCAUGGAUGGAGUCUGUUAUAACUGAGAUUACUGACCUAGGUGAAAAGGAUGGAGAGAGUAGCCAAAGGCCAGUGAUAAAAGAUGCCUCAGGUUCAAGUACAUCAUCAGAAAGUCACAGUUUGGGCCUUAGACCAAGUGAGAAUGUUGUGGAGUAUGAAGUAGGGAACGGCUCUAGGAAUCCUCAUCCACAGGAAGGCACAACAGAAGAAGCUGCAGGGGCGAAUCACCAAGAGGAAUAUCAGGCAUAUGAGCUGGUUAGCUUGCUUACAGCAUGUGUUGAAGCCAUUGGGUCCAAGAAUAUGGCGGUGAUCAACCACUGUAUAGCUAAAUUGGGGGAACUUUCUUCUCCAAAGGGAACAGCUGUUAGCCGCCUUAUUGCUUAUUACACCGAGGCUUUAGCUCUUAGAGUUACAAGGCUUUGGCCUCAUAUAUUUCACAUCUCCACUCCAAGGGAUUUUGAUCGAGUUGAUGAUGAUUCUGGGACUGCAUGGAGGCUUUUGAAUCAGGUGAACCCAAUUCCAAAGUUCAUUCAUUUUACAGAAAAUGAGAUUUUUUUGAGAGCUUUUGAGGGGAAAGAUAAGGUUCACAUCAUUGACUUCGACAUCAAGCAAGGACUUCAGUGGCCUAGUUUGUUUCAGAGUUUGGCCUCUAGGACUAAUCCUCCUAGCCAUGUUAGAAUCACGGGUAUAGGUGAGUCCAAGCAAGAAUUGAAUGAGACUGGAGAUAGGCUUGCUGGAUUUGCUGAGGCCUUGAACCUGCCUUUCGAGUUUCAUCCAGUUGUGGACCGAUUAGAAGAUGUGAGACUGUGGAUGCUUCAUGUAAAGGAGGGGGAGAGUGUGGCUGUAAAUUGUGUUUUCCAAAUGCAUAAGACACUUUAUGAUGGAAAUGGAGGCGCAUUAAGGGAUUUCUUGGGACUUAUUCGAAGCACAAGUCCCACAAUAGUUCUUAUGGCAGAGCAAGAAGCCGAACAUAAUGCCACAAAUUUGGAAGCAAGAGUGUGCAAUUCUCUGAAGUACUACUCUGCAAUAUUCGACUCAAUCAAUACUAGCCUUCCAUUAGACAGCCUGGUUAGAAUCAAAAUAGAGGAGAUGUUUGCAAGGGAGAUUAGAAACAUAGUUGCUUGUGAAGGAAGUGACAGGCUGGAAAGGCAUGAGAGUUUUGAGAAGUGGAGGAAGUUGAUGGAGCAAGGAGGAUUCAGGUGCAUGGGAAUUAGUGAGAGGGAAGUGCUCCAAAGCCAAAUGUUGCUGAAGAUGUACUCUUGUGAGGAUUAUAGGGUUAAAGAAAGGCAGGACAGAGCAGCACUUACUCUAAGUUGGUUAGAUCAGCCUCUUUAUACAAUCUCUGCGUGGGCACCUGUAGAUGUCGUGGGAAGCUCAUCCUCUUUUUCUCAGCCAAGUUGAUCGCUGAAGGUUUCCUUUUCUUCAGAUAUACACCAUCACAUUUCCGUUCCAUUCUUGCAUAGGGAAAGGGUCACUAAAUUCUUUGUAGGUAGAGAAAAGCUGUUAUUAUUCUUUAAUUCUUUUGUUGCAGAUAAGAUAGAAAGAGAACCAUUUGUAUGAAUUAUAGUAGUUUCAUACUCAUUUCAGUUCUUUUCAGGUCAGGUUAUUAUAGGUUUCAGUUUAUAGAAUUUGGAGUCAGUUUUAUGUUUAUUAAUUCUUUGAUUCUUUUAUGUAUUCAUGAAAUUCUUUGUAGUUCUUUCUGUCAUUACAUUGUUCAUUUUAUUUGUUGAAAAAGUUAGUAAGAGUUUUAUGAACCUUGUACUUUGAGAAUUUGUAUCCUCAUGUACGAAAUGAUUCAUUUGUUUUGUGUUCAUUAAGGAUUCCCUUCA